Messenger RNA from Xenia sp. Carnegie-2017, 1215 nucleotides. Its product is annotated as homeobox protein Hox-A9-like. The transcript is spliced from 2 exons. Gene Ontology annotation, biological process: positive regulation of transcription by RNA polymerase II. Lineage: Eukaryota; Metazoa; Cnidaria; Anthozoa; Malacalcyonacea; Xeniidae. The coding region runs from base 109 to 795 and encodes 228 amino acids. Gene Ontology annotation, molecular function: DNA-binding transcription factor activity, RNA polymerase II-specific; RNA polymerase II cis-regulatory region sequence-specific DNA binding. The record is from RefSeq and is a predicted model, not a curated record. Gene Ontology annotation, cellular component: nucleus.
UGUUCAAUUACCGCGACUUCACGUCGUGCGUCAUAAAGGUUUGUUAUGUUUCGGCAUUUCUAGUUAGUUCAUAGUAUCACUGUAAUAGGAAAGGACCACAAAAUACAGAUGUAUAUGUCACAGCAAAGAACUAUGUUUUCUGGUGCUCCAGCCUUUGGAUAUGGGACCAACCAUAAUAAUUACAAUCUUACCACUGGAGAACAGGGUAUACAAACCCCACAAUCUUGUUACUACAACUCGCCAGCUAGAUAUAGCUUUAACAACUAUCCAAGAACUCCAAAUCAAAGUUUUUCGAACAGUUGUAGUUACUCAUCACUUCCCCCAGUUCCUAAUGGUGUACGACCGCAAAAUAAUUUUUACAACGAUUCGUUCCAAUCAAAUUACGCGAGCAGAACUGGUUUACACGCUGAAGGAUUGCUUCACAUUCCUCGUCAUCCAGCCAGAGAUCUUCCUGAAGUUGAUGAUAAACCCAUAUCACCAGACCCUGAUAAUAUGACUCAAUGUAAAAUGGCAAAGAAACGUAAAGAACGUACAGCUUUCACAAAGCAUCAAAUUCAAGAAUUGGAAAACGAAUUCAAUCGUAAUAACUACUUGACACGACUACGGCGAUACGAGAUUGCUGUGAGUCUUGACCUAACCGAAAGACAAGUUAAAGUUUGGUUUCAAAAUCGCAGAAUGAAAUGGAAACGAGUCAAGGGAGGAAAAAAACCCGAAAAAAAAAUACCAGGGGGAUAUUAUUCGCAGGAUCAUAAUGGACUAGAAAACAUCGUUCCCGAAAUGAGAACGAACUUUUAACAUUCUUACAAUGUGGGUAACAUCACACUACGAGCUCAAAUGUGGCAACACAUUUUAUGAACAAGAAUGUAAGCCGAAUUACUUCUGAAUCCAAAAAUUUGAAGACUCCUCCAAUGAAGACAACAAAAAUUUACCUAUACUACCAAGAAUCAUAAGGACAUCCAAAGCUUAUCAUAUAUUACACCUAGUGAAGGCAUUUUGUUGGAUAAUACUGAAGAGCAUAUAAAAAUUAGUUUCUAGUUUUAAAGUCUUAACUGUAAAUAUUUUUAGUGAAAUAUCUUAGUGUUGCAAUGUUAAAGCAGAAAUGAUGCAGCUAAGAAAAAAUACAGCAAAAACUUAAACAUGAACAUGAGGAAAGAAUUUGUCUUGUACAAAAUUAACAAUUGUUAUUAUAAUUAAAAAACUAAAUAACCAUGUUAA